This is a messenger RNA of Larimichthys crocea (large yellow croaker), 5459 nucleotides long. RefSeq names its product phosphatase and actin regulator 2 (gene phactr2). Gene Ontology annotation, biological process: actin cytoskeleton organization. NCBI's taxonomy places the organism in Eukaryota, Metazoa, Chordata, Actinopteri, Sciaenidae. The transcript has 13 exons. Bases 405 to 2294 code for a protein of 629 amino acids. The record is from RefSeq and is a predicted model, not a curated record. Gene Ontology annotation, molecular function: actin binding.
GUUCUGUACUUUUCCUGCCUAUUAUUUUUGUUAUUUUCCUGGGCAGUGUGGUGGCAGACCCCGCCACCCUUUGACCCCAGCAGCGCCUUUAAUCUGCCCGGAGGAAUGAGAGACAUUCUUCAGCUGCUCACAGGAGGAGGAAGAAGAGGUGGGAGGGGAAGUUACGACGUAGUAGCGGACCCAGUCAGUCAGUCAGUCAGUCAGUGAGUGAGUGACUGAAGUGAAGCAAGUUUCCAGCGACGACUCAGCCAUCACGGUUCAAACUUUUUCUCUCUCUCUCGAAAUGAACUCCCUCGGCGGCUGCGAGCGGGAUUUAGGCGGCGAUACAAGGCCGUGAUCGUGGGGUACUUCUUUUUCUUGGAGGGGGUGUGGGGUCCGGCCCCGGUGCUCCGGUGUAGCUGAAUAUGGGUCAGACCGCCGUGUCUCAGUCUGCAAGCGUUGAUGGGUUGGAGAAAUCGUCGUCGCUGGCCAGCUGUGACGUGGUGGUGGACAGCGCCACCAAUACCCAGAAUGCCCCUGGAUCACGGCAGCAGCGAGGCAAGCUGUCGUCGCUAGGAAGACUGUUCAAACCCUGGAAGUGGAGGAAGAAGAAGACAAGCGACAAGUUCCAAGAUCUUUCCAAAGUUCUGGAGAGAAAAAUCUCCACCAGACAAACGAGGGAGGAGCUCAUCAGGAAAGGCGUUCUCAUCCCUGACCAAGAUGAAACAAUCAACAGUGAAAAUCUGAAUGGCCAUGCCACAUCCAAUGUGACAUCAGAGGAGGUGAAAGUUCACAUUGAGUCUCCAGAACCACUGCUGGAGGAGCAGGCCACCGGGCCCGUCAAGACUGAGGACAAAACAGAGAGGUGUGAUACUAAACCCCCCGCCCGGGCAAACCAGGCACGACCUCGAGACGUUCAAGCUAAAAAACAGCAAAGUGCCACUCUGCCCGCCUCUUCCAAACCCGCAGGUGGCACUGCAGGCACAACCAGGCACAAAGACGGUGCCCCCGGGACUAAAAAGACCGCUAAAACCACAGGCAAGACAGGCUCGUCCACUCAAGCUAAAGCUAACCCGCGGGGCACUAACAACACUAGUCGUGGGAUUGCUAAAUCCUCCCAUCCAAAGAAGACGGGAUGCACAACAAAAACCACUCCUGCCUCCUCCACCACCCCUCGUUCUCGUGCGUCUAAGGACUCUGGCUCUGCAGCACAGACUGGCGCGACAGAUGCAAGGACCGCCCGGAAAUCAGACCCUCCCACCUCUUCCUCCAUACCUCAAAAGGCUUCUGCAGAGACUCCUAGCAAACCUGGGGAGUCAAAAUCCUCACCAGUUUCCUCAGACACCAAGUCUGCCUCAUCGAAUGAGGCAGAGGGAACUCGAGCUGCUUCUCAACCUGGACUAGAGCCCAAAUCUGCUCUGAAGGCCUCUGCUGCAGGUGAGGAGACGCACAAAGGGAAUGGACCCACAGUCCAGUCUCCCCAUAUCAACACUGUGACAGAGGACACUUCCUUUGCAGAGGGAGAGACGGACAGAAGCCCAAAAGGGGAGAAACAGGGUAGAACGGGAGGGGAAGGAGAAGAAGAACAACAGAAGAAAGGAGAAACUGAAUCUGCUGUGGAGAACAGCCCGAGGUCAGCAGAGCGCCAUGCUGAAAAGCCACAAGGCCUCAGUGUGAACACGGAGCAUGCAGAGGUGACGGUGAUCCCUGAUAGGCCGAGAGACAGCCAAACUAGCGACUCUGACUCCGACGGACCGAUCCUGUAUCGCGAUGAGGAGGAAGACGAGGAGGAGGACGAGUACACAACCAGCUCUCUGGCCAUUAAGAUCCGCCGACGAGACACUCUGAACAUCAAGCUUGGGAACCGACCCAGCAAAAGAGAGCUGGAGGAGAAAAACAUUCUUCCACGGAGCUCCGAGACAGAGAGACAUGAGCUCCGCCAGCAGAUAGGCAGCAAACUAGUCAGGCGCCUCAGCCAAAGACCCACCACAGAGGAGCUGGAGCAGAGAAACAUCCUUAAGCAAAAGAACGAAGCAGAGGAGCAAGAAGCCAAGCAGGAGAUUAAAAGGAGACUCUCCAGAAAGCUGAGUGUGAGGCCUACAGUGGCAGAGCUCGUUGCUCGCAGGAUCCUGCGUUUUAACGAGUACGUCGAGGUAACGGAUGCAAAGGAUUAUGACCGGAGGGCGGACAAACCCUGGACACGGCUUACUCCCGCUGAUAAGGCUGCUAUCCGUAAAGAGCUGAAUGAGUUUAAGAGCCGAGAGAUGGAGGUUCACGAAGACAGCAAACAGUUCACCAGAUUCCAUCGGCCCUGAGCACUAUCACUGCCAGCUGGACGUCAGCACCACAAGCUCUCCGGUCCACAUCUCCCAGAAAUCUCUCCCGGCCUUCAGAACACAAGCUCAGUCCAUUUUGCUUUGGGAUCCUCUUGCACCCGAUGAUACGUAUUUCUGUCUGUAGCGACAGAUACGCGAGUGUCUUAAGGCCUCGGCUAAUAUAUGGACACCGGUGAAACAUUUGCACAUAUAUAGUCAGAACAGUGAUGUGUACAGCGCUCUGAUUUAAAACCAUUUAUUUAUUAUGGUGGCCAGAACCUGCUGGUAUGGCGUGCCGUUUGUUUGUUUGUUCUUUGGUUGACUUCAGGCCUUGUAACGAGAGAUGUCAGGGAGGAAGCAUGGGCUAAAUUACCCUCUUAGUAGUAAACUCAAAUUGUACUAGAGCGUUUGUGUACUUGCCAACAUAGGCCUUGUUGUGAACUGCCAAAUGGCCAUAUAUGAGCAUCCUGCUAGGACAGGAAGUGGGAGUGAUUGGACGUUUCUGUGCUGAUGUCAGUAUCCGUGUCACAGAUCAGAGGGGAAGGGAGGCAGCUCGUUCUGCUCCGACGUGCCUCUUGGAGUUGAAUAUGGAAUACUGCAGUUCAUUUUUAGACAUAUUUAAAGUAUAUUGCCACUAGAGGGCAUUAUAUCACAAGAGAUUAUACAGAAUGUGUAUGUAGAUGAAGAAUAACCUGCAAGUGUUAUAUUUAUAACUGCUGAAGCUGAGGGGGGUUUUGCUGGACACCUGAGGCUCUAAGUGCAAUGGAAAUCACUCCAAUUCAAGCCAAUUCUAACGCCUCAGUGCUCUUCCUGAUGAUACAUGACGACCGUGUACCAUCUUAUAUCCUGUGUCGAGGUAUUAAACCUCUGAUCACAAAGUGCUGGACUUGCUGUUUAGAGGGCUUUGACUUUCAUUUGAGGCUUUUGGCCGGAGCUCUCACUCAGAGCGACGCAGUGCCAAAGAAAAGCAGGAAUUUGAUUGUAUGUUGUUGUUUUUUUUGUUUUGUUCUUUGGAAAGUUUACAGGUUUCAUUUUGUUCACUUCAUGUUUUCAAGGUUGUUCAAGAUUUCUUUUCUUUUUUUUAAAUAGAGAACUGGCACUGACAUGGCCUCUCAAAGAAGAAGUGCUUUAUUUUCCUCAAACAUGCUUUUGCAAUUCAGUCUGUCAGCACGUAACAGAAACUUGCUGACACGAAAUCCUUUUACGCCUUGUCCUGACACAUGCACUUUGAAUCCAACUCUGUUUCAAUCAACUCACAGUUUGAUUUGUCUUUUAAGCCAUAAGCCUGAGAAAUUAAAGGAAUUAGAAAUUAGUCUAUUAAUUAAUUUGUCAAUCAAAAGAAAAUUAAUCUGGAACUGUUUUUUAUAACUGAUUAAUAAUUUCAGUUAUUAUUGAAACAAAAAACGCCAAAGUUUUUCUUCUGAAACUUCAAUUUAAUAACAUACAACCGAAACUGCUUCAAAUUUGUCAUAUGUGAUUUAAACUUCAAAUCGAAUUUGACUAUUUUCUGACAUUUUUAUAAAUGAAACGAUUAUUCAGUUCAAUAAGAAACUAAUCAGCAGGUUGACAGUGACGAUGAGUUCGCUUCGCAUGAUCUUGUCCCGGCGAAAAUAUAAAUGAUAGUAUUUGCAAAAAUGUCAAAGUAUUAAUUUAAUAUCACUUAUAACGCAAAGGAAGCAGCAUUUCUAAAACCAUUUUAUAUUCUGCUGCUUCUUGGGAUUAAAUCUGUUAUUUUGUGCACUCUCACUGAUGUUUAGACUUUCAUAAGUCUGAAUUGAUUUAAAUUGUUAGGACAUUAAAUACAAAUUGGUAACACAGUUGGCUGCAUAACAACUUAACAACACUCCAGAUGAUCUACUUUUGUUUAAAUUUGCGCACAGACAGAAAUUUAGCGCAUGUGUAAAUUUAUGGUUUGUGAAACUCAGUCACUUGAAUCAUCAUUCAACUUUGAUGCAUUUAUAGAUUUUUUGCUUCCAAAUGUUCCACGGAGAUAAAAUCCCCAAAAAAGAUGUAUGUUAAUGCAAAAUGUAAAGGGGAUCAAUGUUUUUGUGUGAAUGCCAGAAUGUUUGAUGAAUUGUAGAAGGACGGAGAAUCUGAAUCUGUAACAUGCUCUCAAAAAAUAUUUAAUAUAAGAAGCUGGGUCACUAAAACAAACUCAACAUGACUCCCCUUACUCACUGCCCUGGAUACUUGUAUAAAAAUUAAACAAAACAUUUGUAAUCUUUUUCCUCCCGGCAUAUUUUGACUAUUAAUGAGUGGUUGGCUGAAAAGUGAUUGACAGAUUGAGCUUGCUGACGUCCAAAGGCUUGUGUUCUCGUAAUAGAUCUCCAACCUUCACGACACUUGUCACUCUUACAAAAAAGUAACUGAGAAGGUCAGAUUUAUUCUUUCUGCUUGUGAAAUGUGCUGAGAUUGUAACAUGUAGUAAUGUACAGCGAUGGAAAAAGAACCAACAGUAUUCAAUGAUGUCAAUGUCUAUGUUGUUAUAUAUUGAUUAUUUUGUACAGAAUGUAUAUCGAGCAUGUGCAUACGUUGAAAUCAAUUUUACUACCAAUAUGAUACAAUAGAAUUUUGAUGUGAAUGUUUUAAGAUCUGGUUUUAUUUUUAUUCUUCUGUUUUUUUUAAAUCAUCCCCAAACAAAUGAACAGUUCAGCACACACAGUGCUGUUUUUAGGCAGCAUACCGAGCACAUUAUGUUCAAUAAAUGUCACGUCAAACCUACCUGUUUCCUAAGCAGACCAUGGACAAGACAUUAGGGAUGAAAUCUUUCUGGUUAUUUCAUAUUCUGUCCCACCUUCACUUUAACUCCAAGUCAGCAGGGGCAAUGCAGCAGCUAUUUCAUGGAUGGUGACUCAGUUUAAAAGCAAUUUAUAAUCCUUUCUGGUCCUCACUUUUGAUUUAUUUCUACACAUGAAUAUAUUUCACCCUGCGCAAACUAAAAAAAACCCAACAGGAUGUCUUUUAAACAUGCUCAAAUUAGCUUCUACAAAACAUGAACAUGGUGCACACCAACGGCGAAUCUAAUAAGGGACCAGAAAGCUCACAAAAUAACCUUACCUUGUUACCUUGGUACAGCUUUGAACUCGUCAUGUGUGACUAAACAUGAAUAUGCUGCUUGCAUCUCUUUGAAAAAAACAACAAUAAAUAAAUCUGGAUGAAAUAUAA